Messenger RNA from Ornithodoros turicata, 1229 nucleotides. RefSeq names its product glutamine synthetase 2 cytoplasmic-like. The record is from RefSeq and is a predicted model, not a curated record. Gene Ontology annotation, molecular function: glutamine synthetase activity. The coding region runs from base 78 to 1154 and encodes 358 amino acids. Gene Ontology annotation, cellular component: cytoplasm. The transcript has 7 exons. NCBI's taxonomy places the organism in Eukaryota, Metazoa, Arthropoda, Arachnida, Ixodida, Argasidae.
CGGAACUGGCCUUGAUCGCCGAGGUCUAGGAGGGCCUUAUAAGCGACUGUCUGGCGCAGUUCGGAAACUCUGCGACAAUGAAAGAGGUCGUGGGAGCUCCGAUCAAGGCCUGGUACCUGAAUUUGCCACAGCCCAACAAUACGGUGCAAUGUACCUAUGUCUGGAUUGAUGGCACAGGGGAAGGCUUACGCUGCAAGACUCGCACCGUCGACAAGGAACCACUUUGUCCAAAAGAACUCCCCAUCUGGAAUUUCGAUGGUUCAAGUACGGGUCAAGCGGAUGGUGCUAACUCGGACGUUUACCUGUACCCCGUGGCCCUUUUUCGGGAUCCUUUUCUCGGCGGACCUAACAAGCUCGUCAUGUGUGAGACUUACAAGCACGACAGCACCCCACACGCAACCAACAAGAGACGAGCCUGUAAGCAAACGAUGGAUCGCUGCAAGGACCAAAAGCCCUGGUUCGGAAUCGAGCAGGAGUAUACCCUUCUUGAUUUAGAUGGAAGGCCCUAUGGCUGGCCCAAGAACGGAUUUCCAGGUCCCCAAGGUCCCUACUACUGCGGCGUGGGCCCUGACCGCAUCUACGGCCGCGACAUCGUAGAGGCCCAUUACCGCGCUUGCCUUUACGCGGGCAUCCAGAUAGCGGGAACCAACGCUGAAGUGAUGCCUGCCCAGUGGGAGUUCCAGGUUGGCCCUUGCGAAGGCAUCGCCAUCGGGGACCAGCUGUGGAUGGCCCGUUACAUCCUUCAUCGAGUGGCCGAGGAACACGGCGUCGUCGUCAGCUUGGACCCAAAGCCUGUGCCGGGAGAUUGGAACGGCGCCGGUGCUCACACCAAUUUUAGCACCCUGGGAAUGAGGGAACCAAAAGGAAUACACGAAAUUGAGGCUGCCAUCAAGAAGCUGUCGCUGCAUCAUUCGGAGCACAUCAAGGCGUACGACCCCAAAGGUGGCAGGGACAACGAACGCCGUCUGACGGGCCUUCACGAGACAUCCAGCAUCGAGGACUUCUCAUCGGGAGUGGCGAAUCGCGGCGCUAGUAUUCGUAUCCCACGACAGGUUGCCCAAGACGGCCACGGCUACUUGGAAGAUCGUCGCCCAGCAUCUAAUUGUGAUCCCUAUGCAGUCGCGGAACGAAUUGUCCGCACCGUAUGUCUCUAACAAUGGCUCGGAGACAAGAUAGUCGACUGUACAUAGUCGUACAGUAUAUAAAAUGUUUUUUAUUUACGUAAGAAA